GUUGUAAAACAAGUGAAGAAGGUUGCAUUCAGAGAGUUUCCACACUUAGAGGGGCUUGAAGCUCUAGUUGAUGCAGAAAAUGUUGGGUCUCAAAGAGUGCUGGAGAAGGCAGGUUUCCAAAAAGAGGGAGUACUAAGAAAAUAUUUGUUCCGCAAGGGAAAAAGCAGAGACACGAUCAUUUUCUGUGUUCUAUAAACUGAUCUUGAUCACCAAGUUUGAGUAAACAAAAAAAACCAGUUGAAAGAUCAAUUCAAAGCAUAAAGAUGAGUGAAGGGGUUUCUUGCAAAGAAGAGAGUAAGAGUAUUGAUCUAACUAGGAUCACUCUUCGAGAAACGGAUCUUUCUGAUGUGGAAGAUCACAUGGUGUGGUCAAGCGAUGCAAAGGUGACAGAGUUCUGUACUUGGGGGCCAUACACCAGCAAAGAAGAAGCCAUAGACUUCAUCAAUGGGAUACCAAACAUAUUUUCAUGGUAUAGGGCCAUCUGCCUUGACAAUCAAGCAAUAGGGUCGGUUUCUGUGUGCUUGCAAAGAGAUAGAUACAGAGAAAAAGUAGCUGAAGUCGGAUAUAUUCUGGCUUCAGAGUACUGGGGAAAAGGGAUUGUUACACAUGUUCUAAAGCAAGUUGUUAAGAUUGUAUUCAGCAUGUAUCCUCAGGUAGAAAGGCUUGAAGCUCUCACUGACAAUGAGAAUUUGGCGUCUCAAAGGGUUUUGGAGAAAGCUGGUUUCCAAAGAGAGGGUGUUCUUAGGAAUUAUGUGUAUGUUAAGGGCAAAAGCAGAGAUGUGGCCAUUUAUAGUUUUCUUCCAAAUGAUCUUCACUCAGAAUUUGCUUCUCUCAAGCUUUAACUACCUCUGCAUGUUAAUCUACAAAACAAAGAGUUUGAGUCUUGAAGACUUGAAGCUCUAUAGUGUUCGAUGAUAUGUUCAAUAUUUAUUUUUGUCUUUUUGUAUUCGGUUAAAUUAAUGCCAUUGGCUAGGCAAUCUUUAUGUUUC
Arachis stenosperma is the source of this 989-nucleotide messenger RNA. RefSeq lists its product as uncharacterized. The record is from RefSeq and is a predicted model, not a curated record. The coding region runs from base 264 to 842 and encodes 192 amino acids. Lineage: Eukaryota; Viridiplantae; Streptophyta; Magnoliopsida; Fabales; Fabaceae. Gene Ontology annotation, molecular function: acyltransferase activity, transferring groups other than amino-acyl groups. The transcript is spliced from 2 exons.